CUGAGAUGUGUGUACACUUCAAAGUUUGAGCGGACGCGCUGAACUGCGGGAGGGUGGGAAGGGGAUUAGUUUCCACCGUGAGCUGCUGUAAUGGGACAGUGUUCCGGUAAGACGAUCCCCACCACGGGAGAUGUUGAUGGCGCAACCACUAUUACAUCGUACGCUGAUCAGCCGUCCCGGAGUCCUCCGCCUUCGUCCGCCGUCGACCAUGCCGGGGCCAACACUCCCUCUGUGAAGAACACGCCGGCGAGAUCCUCGGCUGCGACCAGCCCCUGGCCUAGUCCUUACCCGCACGGGAGUAGUGUACCAGGGGGAGCCAGUCCCUUGCCAUCUCCUGCAAGGUCCACUCCUAGGCGGUUCUUCAAGCGCCCGUUUCCACCGCCUUCUCCGGCUAAGCACAUUAAAGCUUCCCUUGCAAGGAGAUUUGGACAUGCUAAGACGCCAAGAGAAGGCCCGAUCCCAGAGGAUGGUGCCUCCGAGCCCGAUCAGUCUCUGGAUAAGAAUUUCGGAUACAACAGGAACUUCGGUUACAAGUACGAAUUGGGGAAAGAGGUGGGGCGGGGGCAUUUCGGCCAUACUUGCUACGCCCGUGGCAAGAAAGGAGAGCUCAAGGACCUUCCUCUCGCCGUCAAAAUCAUUUCCAAAGCAAAGAUGACAACAGCAAUAUCUAUUGAAGAUGUUCGUAGAGAAGUAAGGAUUUUAAAAUCUCUCUCAGGUCAUAGACAUCUCGUCAGAUUUUAUGAUGCCUGUGAGGAUGCCAAUAAUGUUUACAUUGUCAUGGAGUUAUGUGAAGGAGGAGAAUUACUUGACAGAAUAUUGUCGCGGGGUGGUAGAUACCCGGAAGAUGAUGCAAAGCUUAUUGUUGUACAAAUUCUGAGUGUAGUUGCAUUCUGUCAUCUACAAGGAGUUGUUCACCGCGACUUGAAGCCUGAGAACUUUUUGUUCACGUCUAGAAAUGAAGAUGCUGAUAUGAAGCUAAUUGAUUUUGGUCUUUCUGACUUCAUUAGACCAGAUGAAAGACUUAAUGAUAUUGUUGGAAGUGCAUAUUAUGUGGCGCCAGAAGUGCUCCACAGAUCGUACAGUUUGGAUGCAGAUAUAUGGAGCAUUGGAGUGAUAACUUAUAUUCUGUUAUGUGGAAGCAGACCAUUCUGGGCAAGGACAGAAUCUGGAAUAUUCCGUGCAGUCCUACGAGCAGAUCCCAACUUUGAAGAUUUGCCAUGGCCUUCUGUCUCCCAAGAAGCCAAGGACUUUGUUAAAAGGCUUCUUAACAAGGAUUAUAGGAAAAGAAUGACUGCUGCUCAAGCUUUGAUGCAUCCGUGGCUGCGGAGUGAAAGCCAUCCUAUUCCUCUAGAUAUAUUGGUCUAUAAAUUGGUCAAGAGCUAUCUAAAUGCCACCCCUCUCAAACGUGCAGCAUUAAAGGCUCUAUCGAGGGCAUUAACAGAUGAUGAACUUGUUUACCUGAGGGCACAGUUUAUGCUGUUGGAACCUAAUAAAGAAGGGUGUAUCUCUGUUGAAAACUUCAGAAUAGCUCUUUCGAGAAAUGCUACUGACGCUAUGAAAGAGUCAAGAGUCCCAGAGAUUCUGAAUACGAUGGCACCACUAUCAUAUAGAAAGAUGGACUUUGAGGAGUUCUGUGCAGCUGCCAUCAGCACUUACCAGCUUGAAGCCCUCGACAGCUGGGAGCAAAUCGCAUCAACCGCUUUUGAGAUUUUUGAACGGGACGGAAACCGUGUGAUUUCUGUAGAGGAAUUGGCUAGGGAGUUGAAUGUGGGUCCCACUGCCCACACAAUCCUGAGAGAUUGGAUAAGGAAUGAUGGGAAACUCGGUCUGCUUGGGUACACUAAAUUUUUGCAUGGUGUCACAUUUCGCAGUGCAAAUGCAAGACAUCAUUAGGAGGGAGGGGGUGAUUUGGUGUAUUCAACCUGAAAUAGAUUUUCUUAGUUUUUCAUACACAUUCAUGUUCUUCUAAUUACAUGCAUUUUUUUUGAAUUACCCUUUUCCGUGUGGAUUAGGGAGGGAAAAGAACUUGUGUAAAAAGAAUGAAUAUAUAGAGGAGAGUAGAGUGGGGAGCGAGUUAAAUAGGAAGAUUGUUUCGGGCGGGUUGGGGGCAAAAAUUCGUUGUCCGUCCAAUUCCGUUGAGACGGCUUGCUUACUUUGGCUCUUGGCUGAACAGCAGGUGGUUUGAUUACAGCUUCUACAUGCUCUCUAUAUCAACUGCACCAAUACACCCAUUCCAUCUUUUCCGUGACCGAAGCCUAUUCAGACCACCCAGACCAAUAUUCUCUCAAGUCUCAAUACAUCUAAAUAUUCAUCUCAAUACAAAAAUAAUGUAAUACAAAUAUAAUGUAUUUAUGGCACAUAUUGUUC
Cuscuta epithymum is the source of this 2367-nucleotide messenger RNA. The record is from the annotation of a GenBank genome assembly. Lineage: Eukaryota; Viridiplantae; Streptophyta; Magnoliopsida; Solanales; Convolvulaceae.